Scaptodrosophila lebanonensis is the source of this 1796-nucleotide messenger RNA. It is a transcript of the gene Teh2, whose product is annotated as protein tipE. Gene Ontology annotation, biological process: regulation of sodium ion transport. Lineage: Eukaryota; Metazoa; Arthropoda; Insecta; Diptera; Drosophilidae. The record is from RefSeq and is a predicted model, not a curated record. The transcript is spliced from 5 exons. Gene Ontology annotation, molecular function: sodium channel regulator activity. Bases 28 to 921 code for a protein of 297 amino acids.
CACGCAGAGAACAACACCACAGGAGCUAUGAAGAAGAGCUCAACACUCACAACGACUACGUCGAUGCCAACAAGCCCCACCUUGUCGGCUCAGACGUUGUCGGCCAGCCGCAUAAGUCUCAGCAGCAGCAAGUCGGGAAAGUCCUUUCAGUCGCAGAACGGGCCCGUGAGGCCCGGCAGUGGCUGUGUGAGCGCCAUUAAUGCCAAACGCGAGGAAAUUGAAAUCGAUACCAUUCUCGAGAAGGCAAAAUUCUACACCUCCGUGUGCCUUGGUUCAACUGCCAUACUGUCGGUGUUAACAUUCCUUUUCCUGAUACCAUUUGUCGUGGAUCCCGCCAUCUCGACAAUUAUCGCUGACUACGAUCCUGUGCCAGUCACCUGCAUCGUUAUAGAUCACAUCUAUGCGGAGGGCAUUAAGAACUGCAGUUGGAGCUCCUGUCGCGAGGGCUGCACCUCAUCACUCACAAAGUGCCAUCAGUUGUUUGUCAACUAUACGCGAAUUCCCUACAGUGAAUGGGAACGAAGUCCUCGAGACUUGGACACAGUAAAUUGGGAUGUUAGUUAUACGAAAUUCCUAAUUAACUCAGAGGGUUGUGGCUAUCCGCCGACAACCAAUUGCAGUGUCUUCGCCAGACAAUAUGGUUUCACGCACGUUGGGGAACCAUUUCCCUGUUACUACAGCCGAGCAUAUCCGGAAGUAGUCAUCGGUCGUUAUUCGUGGGAAAACAAUCUGUACCAUCUGGUAUUAUCGCUGAUCAUUCCGAAUGUGCUCUUUGCCAUCUCAAUCGGCGUCCUGAGUUACUGGUACUGUCCAUGUUGCGAAAAAUGGAACAAGUCCUCUCGAGUGUACGCCGAAAAGUUCCCGACCAAGGAAGACAAACUUCUAUGUCACAGUGAUGAAGAUGAUGAGAUGGAAUACUAGCGAAUAAAUUAUUUUAAAAUAGAAAAAUGGCAUUGUAGAACAUUACUAUACAUAGCUAAUACAAACAUCAAAUAAAAACCAUCAAUCAUUAAUACAAUACCAAUUAAAGCGGAGCAUCGAGCACAAGUAGAACCCUUUGGGAAAUUCGAUAAUAAUAAAUAGUUUAUUUGGUUUUUAAAUACAUAAAUUAAAUUUACUCUUUCUAUAAUUCAAUUACUAAAAAAAUGUUCUGCAAAGCAUUGUUUAUUAUUAUUUUGCUUUAAGAAUCAUCGGUGCUCCAUCAAAAUCUUCAAAGGUCAACCUCAAGAGAACUCAACCACAAAUUUCAAAAUGAUUGUUUUCAAAAAAGAAAUUGUGAUAGUAGUCAUAAUGUAUUAAGUAAAUUUGUGAAAAAUAAAAAAAAUCAAUGCAUUAUAUAUAGUAUGUAACCCUAACAUGGUUAUGUGAGUUACUCAGCUCCGGGACAAAGUUAAUAAUGCAAUCAGACCGAGAAACAUUUUAUGUUAACUAGAAAAAUUAUAUACGAGUAUAAGUUAAACACAUUUAUCUUUUUUGAUUUCCCAUUUUUAUUUCAUUUUUGUUAAUUAGUCAACAUUGAAAGCAUCUUAAGCUGAUUUAAGCCCAUAGAUAAAAGCUCACUUAACAUUUUUGAAAUAGCUUUAAAUUUUAUGUAAAACUGACAUUUAAAUUUAAUAUAUAACAAUGCGAGUAUAUAGCUUAAUAGCAAACGAAAAUAUGUAACGCACGUUGCUUAUGAGAACUUUUCCAAUCAUACAAAUUUGAAUGCAAAAUGUUGAAAAUUUUUUACUUAAUGUGUCUUUAUUAAUGAGCAAAAUAAUAAGCUAACGGCCUAAAUAAUAAUAAAAAGAACUACA